Capsicum annuum is the source of this 1040-nucleotide messenger RNA. Its product is annotated as activating signal cointegrator 1. The transcript has 6 exons. Lineage: Eukaryota; Viridiplantae; Streptophyta; Magnoliopsida; Solanales; Solanaceae. The record is from RefSeq and is a predicted model, not a curated record. Bases 128 to 874 code for a protein of 248 amino acids. Gene Ontology annotation, biological process: positive regulation of DNA-templated transcription. Gene Ontology annotation, molecular function: transcription coactivator activity. Gene Ontology annotation, cellular component: nucleus.
ACCAAUACUAGUUGUCAGAUUCUGUGCAUAUAAUACUUGUUUCAAAAUCACUUCACGUGUAUUUUCACAUAGGGCAAGAUCAGCAUAAAAUUCCCCCUAUUCUCUGAAAAAAGAACUUUCCUCUUUAAUGGGAAGCAGGAACAGAAGUGAUGUAAAUUACAGGAAUCCAUGUCUGACAAUGCAUCAGCCAUGGGCAUCUUUGCUUGUUUAUGGUAUCAAACGCAUUGAAGGAAGAUCUUGGCCUUCACCUAUUAGAGGUCGACUUUGGAUUCAUGCUGCUAGUAAGAUCCCAGAACCAGAAACUAUCAAAGCAAUGGAGGACUUCUACAGGGAAAUCUAUGCAGUGGAUGGCAUAACAGAUCUCAAGUUUCCCGAGCAUUAUCCAGUCUCAAGACUUUUAGGUUGUGUUGAAGUGACUGGAUGUGUCACAUGUGAGGAGCUCGUCAACUGGGAUCAAAUCCCAGAAGGGGUGAGGCUAGAGGGUCAAACAAAAUUUUGCUGGCUUUGUGAGCAGCCACAGAAACUUAUUGUACCAUUUGAAAUGCGAGGGUUCCAAGGUGUUUAUAACUUGGAAAGGAAGAUAUAUGAAGCUGCAAGCCGAGGUAUUUCUCCAGUUGUGCCCCCACUUCCAGUAAAAUUUCCCCUUCCAAAUCCACGGGAUCCUUUUUCAUUGAAGCCAAGAUCCCUUGCUUCCUCCCCAAGUAGCUCCAGUACAUCGGAGGUGAACAACCGAUCUGAAAAUCUUGUUGCUGCAAUAGCUGGUGCUCGAGCGGCUGCCACACAGUUUUCUAAGAACGGUAAUUCUCAGUCGAAUACAGUUGAGGAAGGAGAUGAUUCAAGGACAAGAAAUAUGUAUAGGAGGGCUCAUAAUUGAUCAACAACUGUGUACUUUUUGGAGGUCUAGUUAUUCAGUUGGGGCUGCGUUGCUGUUAUGGUUUUUAGUUUUUUUCGAAAUGAUGAUGUGUAAACUGCUGGUCAAAAUGCUCAUGUCAUGUGUACAUAUUGUUUUCUGCUAGUUAUCUCCUUUGAUGAAUCUCUUA